AUGCUCACUCCCGUCGCAAAAUUCAAGACCGCAUGCUGGACUUGCCGGAAACGCAAGAUCAAGUGUGCCAAGAUCCAGCCCUGCCGCAACUGUACCAUCGCAGGCAUUGCCUGCUCCUAUCCUCCCCAGGUCCGGACAGUCCGGAGGCCUAAGAAGGCAACGUCCCGUUCUGUCAGCAAUGACAAGAGUGGUGCCGACAUAUUUGACCGGGUUGGUCGUCUCGAGGCGCUCCUGAACGACCGCCCCCAGUUUCCGCAGAUGGACGGGGUUGGGGACGGUGUUUUCGACCCACAGAAGUUCCCCUACGAACAGCUACAAGAUCAGGCUGGCGGAACUCACGGCAUGACGCCAACAAGUGCCAGCGGCCAGCCUCAUCCAUCACCUUCUUCUACUAAUGCGUCUGCAUCACAUCAGGAAGAUACGGACGAAGACCAGGAUGAGGAUGACGAGUAUUGGAAGAAGCUCGAGGAAGAGUGUGCUGGCAAGGUUUUCCUCAAAACCCCGACCUCCGUCGGUGGGACUAUGGCUUCUUCGUUCCACGUCUCGUCAUUCGAUAAGCCAAAGCCAGAGAGUAGCCCAAACGGCUUUCCACUCAAUCUCUCGCCCACGACUUUGCGUGCUCCGCUGCUGAGCGUUACACAGCGGCGGGUCUGCUUGCAUAGAUACCUCGAGAACGUUGAUCCCAUCCUCAAGAUCCUCCAUAAGCCGGCCUUGGAGAAUCUGAUGUCAAUGAGUGACAGGAACACUCCAAUGUUAUGUGCCUCCGCAAGGGUGUUAAUCCAGGCAGUCUGCUUAUUGUCCAUUACUUCGAUGUCGGAAGAGGAGGUCUUGGUCAACUUCGAAAACGACAAGCAGUGGAUGCUAGAGAAAUGCGCGGCUUCGACGGAGCAGGCGCUCGUGGAGGCGAACUUCCUCGUCGCGGACGACUUGCGCACGUUGCAAGCCCUCCUGCUCUUCCUGUACUAUCUGAGAUAUAAAGGAGAUCCGAGGCUCAACGCCCUAUCUGGCGCGACCAUCAGCCUGGCCAGCCAGAUGAAGCUCAAUCGCGACGGUACCGCGUUAGGACUCUCGCGCCUCGAGGUCGAGUUACGUAGGCGUCUGUGGUGGCAGUUGGUCAACCUCGUCGACCAUCCUGACAACUCCACGCUUGGAUGCUCGCCGCUAAGCGGUAUCGCUGCCGACACCGAGCUGCCAUCAAACAUUAACGAUUUCGAGCUCGAGCGCCAGGAUGCGCCUUUGGGCGAAAAGCAUGGUGGUUUUACAGACUUCAGCUUCUGCCUGAUGCAAUACGAAAUCACCCGCGCAUUCAACCAAAUUAAAUCAGAGAGUAGUGCCCACCGGGAUGCGAAUGCUUGUGGCGCUGAAAAGCGUCUACAUUCGGUUCGUGAGAUUCUCGAGUUGAAAUAUUUUCGGGACGAGACAACAGAUCUCCCCAUUAGAAGGUUUGCCGCCGACGUAGUCGCCAUGAUCCUGGCCAAGCGUCGUAUCCUGAUGUACAUCUCACUGGACGAGGAAAAUGGUGGCGGUAGUCUGCCGCCCAGAACCAGAGACCAUCUAUUCCUACUCGCGCUGGCGUUGGCUUAG
Phaeoacremonium minimum UCRPA7 is the source of this 1584-nucleotide messenger RNA. RefSeq names its product putative c6 transcription protein. The coding region runs from base 1 to 1584 and encodes 527 amino acids. The transcript has 2 exons. Lineage: Eukaryota; Fungi; Ascomycota; Sordariomycetes; Togniniales; Togniniaceae. Gene Ontology annotation, biological process: DNA-templated transcription; regulation of DNA-templated transcription. Gene Ontology annotation, molecular function: DNA binding; DNA-binding transcription factor activity, RNA polymerase II-specific; zinc ion binding. The record is from RefSeq and is a predicted model, not a curated record.